CAUGGAGUUAGUGUACACUGCAAGAGCAGCAACACUGCACCUGUUCCUCUUCCCAGACUCUCCCCUUCUCUGUCUCUCUCUUUCACCUUUACACCAGACAGCCAAACAAGAGGGAGCAGAAAGGGGUCAACAUGGAUCCCAACCAGGCCAGUGGGAAUGACAGAGAAAGUGAAAAGGGGGAGAAGAAAGAGAAGGAUAAAGGCAUUAAAAGGAGAAACAGACUUUUUAUAAGAUACCUGGAAAGGAGGAAGACAGAUACUAUUGUGGAUGAGGACGCUUCCAAAGGUGACAUCAGCAUCUCAACCUUGGUGAGAAGGAGCCAUUCUGACAAGACUGAGUAUAGCGCUAAACUUAAAGAGAAAAUGUCCCCGCAUGAUCUCUCCUCACCCACAUCCCCAGCCAUGGAUCCAGAAGAGAUCCGCCAUAGAAGGAUGGUAAAAAGGUCAAAGGUCAUCGAGGAGCUGGUUAGGACAGAGGGAGACUAUCAAAAGGACUUGGAGCUCUGCAUAAGCGAGGUUUUGCUUCCUUUAAGAGCAGCCCAGGUGGUGGAUAUAGAUCGACUGUUCACCAACAUUGAGUCUGUGUGUGUUGUCUCUGCUGAACUGCUCCAAAGACUGAGAGAUGCCAUAGCUGACCCUGACCCCGAAACUCAACUCAUAGGAGAAGUGUUUAUCCAAGCCAAAGCUGUCAUGGAGGAUGUAUACAAAAUUUACUGCUAUCAUCACGACGAGGCGAAUGCUUUGCUCAAGUCUUAUGAAGCACAGGAUGACAUCCAGCAGCAUUUUAGAAGAUGCAUAUCCACACUCAAGAAAAUAUACGACCAAGAAGGGAAGCCCAAUUUGCUUGAUAUGGGCUCUCUGCUUAUUAAACCGGUGCAGCGUAUUAUGAAAUACCCGCUGCUAUUGGCUGAGCUGUGGAAUGCCACACCCACAGACCACCCUGACAACAGGCCCCUACAGGAAGCUCUGACCACUGUAAAGAUUAUUAACAUCAACAUUAACGAGUUCAAGAGGAGAAAAGACAUAGUGCUGAAGUAUAAGAGGAGUGAUGAUGAAACCUCACUGAUCGGUAAACUCAACAAGUUCAACAUUCAUUCAAUCAGAAAGAAAUCCGACCGACUGACAAGCUAUUUCAAGAUUCUCACUGGUGUCGAGCCACAGGUGAGAGAUGAGGCGUUUGACAAAGAGGAAAAGCUUUUCCGUAGCCUGGAGAAAGCUGUGAGACAGCUGGUGAAAAACAUCACCUGCUACUUGCUCUAUACUCAGGAGAUGAUAUCUAUUGCUGUUCAAAAUGCACAGGACCUAGAAGCUAUAAUGAAGGAUCCAGACAAAAUAGACACAAAUGGCUUUCAGCAAAAGAAGAACGGCAAUGAUCCAUACAAACAGUUUAAAGAUCAUAUGGAGCGUCUUGUUCUUGCUCCACUCUCAAGCCUGCUGGGAAUGUUUGCAUCGCCCCAGAAGCUGAUACAGAAGCGCUACGACAAACUGUUGGACUACUGCAGCCAGCUGGAUUCCCGAUCCUCCAAAGAGGAGCAGGGCCAGGCCAAAAAAGAUUACCUGGCCCUCAAUGCACAGCUGCUUGAGGAGCUGCAGUGCUUCAACCGAGCUGUCAGGACGAUCCUCACCAACUGCUUGAUUUGUGUAGUAAAAUUAAUUAGAAAGCUGAUGGAAGACGCUCAGCCGCCUGUUCAUCAGAUACCGGUUCCCUUGUCGAACUUUAGUGAAGUCCAAAACUCAAUCAUGGAGGAGCUGAGCAACCUUGGAUUCUUCAAAGAUAAUUCCCAAAAGCUGAUGGAGCGCAAAGUGAGCUUUGAAAAACGGGACAAGAAAACGGUCCCAGAGAUCCCCAGACAGACAGAGGAGCACAGAGCCUGGCUCCUGGAAGAGUUUGCAGUGGAUCGUCUCUAUCAGCUCAAGCGUAACUGCAACGCCUGUCAGGAAAAUGACGUGAGUCUGCUGGAGGGGGAGCUGGUGGCUCUGCUGGAAGACAAAGACCCUAUGGGAAGCAGCAGCCGCUGGCUAGUGCAUACUGGGAGUACGCAGGGCUAUGUGUACUCCUCCUUCCUGAAAGCCUACAACCCCCAGCGGGAGGUGAGCGAGAGGCCAGAUGACUUUGACAAUCUGAGUCUGUUCGUGUCGAACAGCAGGAGCAGCAGCAUGCGGAGCUUCAGUCCGUACAGCACUUCCGACGGUCUGUCCCCUCAGUCUGUACCACAGGACGAGCCGGACUCCUCCGACGAACAACAUUUCUACGCGGUUUAUGCAUUCCAGGCCCGCUGUGAACAAGAGCUCACGCUUCAGGAGUACCAGCAUGUUCGUAUCCUUCAGUUCUCAGACCUCGUUGGCAACAAAGACUGGUGGCUGGCCGAAUCCAACGGACAAAAAGGCUACGUCCCGGCAAAUUACCUUGGAAAGAUGUCGUAUGCUUAAAACCAUUUUUGUUUUAAUCUGUUAAUAUUUUAAACUUUAUUUAAAAGAAGAAGAAUAUGAAUAUAGCUUUUAAAUUAUUCGCUUAAUGAAGGCCACCCCUGCACAAAUAUUUUUGCACAUGUGAUGCUACCGACAGUGUUUUCUUGAAUUAUAUACAAAUCGUUAUAGAGAGCUUGUUAAUCAAAAAAAUGUAUUUUAACUAAUUGUAUAUAGCAAUAUUAAUAUAUAAAAGAUUAUGUGAUGAAUAAAAUAUUUACGAUCAUG
Molecule: messenger RNA, 2693 nt
Organism: Puntigrus tetrazona (Sumatra barb)
Lineage: Eukaryota; Metazoa; Chordata; Actinopteri; Cypriniformes; Cyprinidae
Gene: arhgef38
Product: Rho guanine nucleotide exchange factor (GEF) 38
Exons: 14
Coding region: 132-2429 (765 amino acids)
Biological process (GO): intracellular signal transduction
Cellular component (GO): cytoplasm
Molecular function (GO): protein binding; guanyl-nucleotide exchange factor activity
Source: RefSeq, a predicted model, not a curated record